Messenger RNA from Ambispora leptoticha, 549 nucleotides. The record is from the annotation of a GenBank genome assembly. NCBI's taxonomy places the organism in Eukaryota, Fungi, Glomeromycota, Glomeromycetes, Archaeosporales, Ambisporaceae.
AUGGUGAAAAAAUACUAUUGCGACUACUGUGAUCGAUCUUUCCCAGACAACGCUGGUGCCCGAAAAAAGCAUUUGGAUGGCGCUCAACAUCAACUUGCCGUGAAAUUACACUAUGACCUAUUUCGAAACCCCGUGGAGUUACUGCUGGAGAAUGCGAAACGGCCAGCAUGUCGAAAAUUUCAAGAUACCGGUUAUUGUCAGUUUGGUUUAAGUUGUCGGUAUUCGCAUGUUAUUAGUGGAAUUGAUUUCUCGCAAGUUGAUCCUACAAUUUAUCUAUCUCAGAAUUUACAUUUACUGAAUGAACAACAAAAGACGUUAUUCUUGAGGUUUGUGGGAGGAACAGGAGGGGGAGGCUCAAGUCAGAAUUCUCAAGUACAAUAUAGUCAAACGCAACGUCAGCAACAGCCAUUCGCUGUGCGUAAUCAACAAUCUCAACUUCCAAUUACCCGAUACAAACUUCCACCUGGAUUGCCAAAAGAUUUGCCUCCUUCUUUGAGAUUGCCCCCACUUUUGGGUUAUGAUUUUUCACGCGCCGCUCAAUGGGGUUGA